AUGAGUGACGCUAGCUCUUUACGUAGGCUGAACUCCGAACAAGGAUUCGAAAUGCAGAAAAAUGGAGAUGAGCAGUUUGUUAUCACCAGCGCCAGUGGAAGCUCAAGCUCCAUUUCACACGAGUUCACCGACGGAAACGACAGAGAAUACUCGGCGAUAAAUGAUUCUAUUGAGUCUUUGAAGCCUUCGCCUAUGGUAUUUCUUUUGACAAUUUUGACAUGCUUUUGCGGGUUCAUGUUUGGUUAUGAUACCGGCUAUAUAUCAGGUGCUCUCGUAGUUAUUGGAAAAGAUCUGGGUGGACACCUCACGGACGGUGACAAAGAGCUAAUCACCUCUGCAACUUCUCUCGGUGCAUUCAUCACAGCCCUGAUUGGGGGUGGCCUUGCAGACACGUUUGGUAGAAAAUGGGUCAUUUCAUUCGCCAACAUCAUGUUUAUUGUUGGAGGUGGAAUGCAAACCGGAGCGCACACUAAGUGGACAAUGAUUGUUGGUCGCUUUAUCAUGGGAUGGGGUGUCGGACUUGCUUCGCUUGUCGCCCCAAUCUACCUCUCAGAACUUGCACCAACCCGAUUUCGUGGCCGUCUUGUGGUUUUGAAUGUAUUGGCAAUCACGUUGGGCCAACUUAUCGCCUACGGCAUUGGUGCGGGCCUCACGAACGUCAAAAAUGGUUGGAGAAUUCUAGUUGGUCUUUCCUUGAUCCCUUCUUCUUUGCAGAUGGUGUUGUUUGUAUUUAUGCCUGAAACCCCCCGAUAUCUCAUUCUAAGAGAUCGGCUAGAUGAAGCUCGAAAAGUGUUGACAAAAGUCUACCAGGGUGCUUCGGAAAAGCAACUGAAUGACCGGGUUUCAGAAAUCAAGAGCGAGAUUUUAGCCCCGCCAGUUGUUGCUGGUCCUAAUGCGACUCGUAAGGAAAAGGCAAAAGCUGCGUUCCAAAGCUUUUGUAUCAACUUUAAAGAGCUCUUCCGUUCUGCAGCUAAUAGGCGUGCGUUGUCCAUCGUGGUCGCCUUGCAGCUAUUCCAGCAGUUUAGUGGCUGGAAUGCUCUCAUGUAUUACUCAGGAACAAUGUUCAAGAGUGUAGGAUUUGACGACCCAACCUCUGUGUCGAUCAUCAUUGCAGCCACUAAUUUUGUGUUUACAAUUGUUGCUUUCCUCAUUAUCGACAAAGUCGGCAGGAGAAUUUUGUUGGUAGGCACAAUGUGGGGAAUGUCCCUUGGCCUCAUUAUCUGUGCGAUUGCUUUCCAUUACUUGCCUUUUGAUACCAGUGAUUCGGCGGCUGUCCAAGACGUCCUCAGUGGCCCUGAACAAAAGUGGGGUAUUGUGGUCAUUGUCUUCGUUUUUGUCUUUGCUGCAUCGUACGCAACUGGUAUUGGUAACGUUCCUUGGCAGCAGUCAGAAAUGCUUCCUAUGAAUGUUCGUGGUAUCGGUACUUCUUUUGCAACUGCGGCCAACUGGGCUGGCUCUUUGAUUGUUUCAGCGACCUUUUUGACAAUGUUGAAUAAUAUCACCCCUACUGGAACCUUUGCAUUCUACGCUGGCAUCUGCGCGCUCGGUGAAGUUUUGGCUUUGUUUUUCUACCCGGAGACCGCUGGAUUGAAUCUCGAAGAUGUUCACACGCUUCUCGAAAAUGGUUAUCAAGUAAAAGAAUCUGUUCGACUCAGCAAACAGAAGCGUCAACUCUACCAAGCUCGCCAUUGA
Wickerhamiella sorbophila is the source of this 1692-nucleotide messenger RNA. RefSeq names its product Myo-inositol transporter 2. The record is from RefSeq and is a predicted model, not a curated record. The coding region runs from base 1 to 1692 and encodes 563 amino acids. Gene Ontology annotation, biological process: transmembrane transport. NCBI's taxonomy places the organism in Eukaryota, Fungi, Ascomycota, Dipodascomycetes, Dipodascales, Trichomonascaceae. Gene Ontology annotation, molecular function: myo-inositol:proton symporter activity. The transcript has a single exon. Gene Ontology annotation, cellular component: membrane.